Molecule: messenger RNA, 1211 nt
Organism: Salvia miltiorrhiza (redroot sage)
Lineage: Eukaryota; Viridiplantae; Streptophyta; Magnoliopsida; Lamiales; Lamiaceae
Product: high-affinity nitrate transporter 3.1-like
Exons: 2
Coding region: 400-1011 (203 amino acids)
Biological process (GO): nitrate transmembrane transport; response to nitrate
Cellular component (GO): plasma membrane
Molecular function (GO): nitrate transmembrane transporter activity
Source: RefSeq, a predicted model, not a curated record
AGCUCCAGUUCAUAUCCAACUAUACAAGAAUGUAAUAAGCUAAGUCAGCCACGCACACAAAACACAUAGAAAACACAGUCACACGCACAUAUCUCUUGAAUAUACCUUUGGGCCACUCUCACAAUUAAACAAAUCAAAACAUCAUUAUCAGCCAUAUUUUCUUCAGUAAUCUCUUGUUAAUCACUACCACUAACUCCUACAACAUCAGCUGGAUUAUUGUGUUGACUUUUUUCGGGUUAAGUCGGAUUUGAAGGUGAAAGAUAUUUAGUUAGCCUUUUCCCUCUAUAUAAAGCAAUUUAUUGCUAGGCUUUUAUCCCAUCUUCAACUUCUCAAAAAUCAGCUUUCAACCUUUUCUGCAAAUCUUUUAUUUUUCUUCAAGAAGAAAAAAGAAGGAAGAAAAUGGCGAUUAAUGGAUUUCUCUUUGCAUCGAUCUUGAUUUCGUGCUUGGCGGCCACUUGCUACGGUAUUACCUUCUCUUCUCUCCAGAGAACUCUUGAUGUCACUGCUUCACCUCAAUCUGGCCAAGUUCUGAAAGCGGGAGAAGACAAUAUAACCGUGACGUGGUCGGUGAACACGAGCUUCCCCGCGGGGACGGACUCGAGCUACAAGACAGUGAAGGUGAAGCUGUGCUACGCUCCCAUCAGCCAGAAGGAUCGUGGCUGGAGGAAAACCGUCGACAUCAUGAAGAAGGAUAAGACAUGCCAACACUUGAUCGUCAGCAGACCCUACACCUCUUCCAACAACACCAUCACCUACACAGUGAAGAGAGACGUGCCCACCGCCACCUAUUUCAUUAGGGCCUACGUCUUCAACGCCGCCGCCGAAGAGGUCGGCUACGGCCAGACCACCGAUGCUCACAAGACCACCAACUUGUUCUCGGUUGAUGCAGUCUCGGGCCGCCACGUGUCGCUCGACAUCGCGUCGGUUUGCUUCUCCGCCUUCUCCAUCGUAUCCCUCUUUGGCUUCUUCUUCUUGGAGAAGAGGAAAUCCAAGGCAUUGGCAGCCAAGUGAUUUUUAUUUGUUUUAACUUUUUUUUAGUUGGGUUUUUUGUUUUGUAUAAUGUGGGGGGAAAAGAAGGGGGUGUGGUUUAGUGAUUCAUGUAUGGGGUAAGUGAUUCUUGGGAGAUGAAUCAUUGUGUGAUGCAUAAAGUUGAAUUUGAGAGGUUGGUAUUCUCUCAGGAUGUUGAAUUAAUGGAUCUUAAUUUCUGUAUA